Paramecium sonneborni is the source of this 393-nucleotide messenger RNA. NCBI's taxonomy places the organism in Eukaryota, Ciliophora, Oligohymenophorea, Peniculida, Parameciidae. The record is from the annotation of a GenBank genome assembly.
AUGGAUUAAAUCAACUGUUAAAACUCUAACCAUGAUUCAUAGAGAAUGAAAUAUAUUUGUGUAGAUCCAAUAUGUUAAACAUAACAAAAGAUUGGUAUUAUUAAUUUAAAAUGAUUAGGUUGUGCUGAUUGUUUUUUAGAAGAUCAUGCAACUCAUUAAAGAAAAACUAUUGAAUAGUUUAAUGAUUAAGUGAAACAACAGUUAGAUUCGUUUAAUUAGAUAGAAUUUUAACCUAUAACAAAUACAAUAUAAUAAGAUUUAGAGAAGUAAAUUGAAAAUGAAUUAGAGAAUUGUCUUUCUUGUAUUAAAUAUAGAUUUACUAAUAUAAAAAGUGAUUUGUAAAGUUUAUUAGAUGAGGAGAAUGAAAAAUUAUAAGAAAGUUAUAAUGCUUUG